UGUAGAUAUCGGGUAUGUUAUAUUUCUCUGCCAGUACAACAUUGACGAGUGAACAUGUCGUAUUGUUUUAUUGUUAAGUGACAUUAUUUGUUUAAAUAUAAUUCGUUACAAAAAUAUACAAGGAGGCAGACGCCAUCGCCUUGAAAAUGAGGCUGGUACCGAAGCAGGCCAGCGCCAUCACAAAGUUCCGUCUGCUGAUGUGGAAGAACUUCCUACAGCAAUGGAGGCACAGAAUGCAAACAGUUUUCGAAAUACUACUUCCAGUCCUGACCAUGACACUGGUGCUUAUUCUUCGAUGGCAGGUCGAGCCGUCAGAAAGACAGACUCUCACCUAUCCGCCUAUCAGAGCACACACACUCAACUUCUCCGGACCUGUACUGGGCGGAAUGGAUUUUCGUGAAUUAUCCAUUGCCUACUCACCAGAAAGUCCAGUAUUAGAAGAUGUAGUUAAAACUGCAGUCUCCAAUUUACUUAUAUAUAAUAUGGAAGAUUUAAUUGCUAAUUUACCAGUAGAAAUAGAGUUACCGCCUAAUGUCGAAAUAAAUUCCACCGCCAUUAUCGACUGGAUAAAAUCUCGCAUAACUAUACAAUCUUACAAAAAUAGCCACGAAACAAGAGGAAUUUAUAUAGAAGAAGAAAAUACACGUAAAGUUUUAGCGGUCAUAGAGUUUGACGAUAAACUAUACGGCGCAGAAGCAUUGUCCAAUAACUUAUCAUACUCUCUGAGGUUCCCCGAGCGACCUCGUCUCAAUUCAUUUUUCCAAACUGGAGGUCGCACAUGGAGAACAGACGCCGUUUUCCCCAUUUUCGAAACACCUGGUCCCCGUUUUUCUAAGUCUUGGGAAGGUGGCAACGACCCAGGCUACGUAAACGAAAUGUUCAUAGCGCUACAACAAGUCAUUUCAACCGAAUUAAUAUCGAGAUCCACUGGAGUGGAUAUGAGUGAGUUCCGAGUGUACCUACAGAGAUAUCCUCACCCACCUUACAUCAAGGAUAUGGCACUUGACCUUUUGCAGUUCAUGUUCCCUAUGUUCAUCAUGUUGAGCUUCAGUUACACUGCAAUCAACAUUACAAGAGCAGUCACGGUAGAAAAGGAAUUGCAACUGAAGGAAACUAUGAAAAUUAUGGGUCUCCCUACGUGGUUGCAUUGGACGGCAUGGACCUGUAAACAGUUUGUUUUUUUGUUGGUUUCCGCAAGUCUUACAGUAAUACUUCUAAAGAUAAAUUGGUUUACAAACGAGGACGGCUUUAGUGAGUACGCAGUGUUUACAAACACUCCAUGGACAGUUCUGAUGUUUUUCAUGAUGCUCUACUUAACUUGCACGAUAUUUUUCUCUUUUAUGAUGAGCAGCUUUUUCUCAAAAGCUAGUACAGCAGCCUUGUGUACUGUUGUCGUCUGGUUCCUCACAUACAUCCCUGCCUUCCUCCUGGCAAUGGAUAUCAACAUGUCUACCGCAGUCCAGGUCUUCACAUGCCUCAGUAUUAACUCUGCGAUGUCUUACGGAUUCCAGUUGUUGCUUGCCAGGGAAAGUACUGGAGGCUUGCAGUGGGGCGAGUUCAUGGCGUCACCAGGGACGGAGUCUGCCCGCUUCGUUUUCGGUCACGUGGUCAUCAUGUUGGUAGUGGAUUGUGUCCUCUAUAUGCUGAUCACCCUCUACCUCGAACAAGUGCUGCCAGGACCAUUUGGCACGCCCAAACGUUGGUACUUCCCGUUCCAGUUGCGAUUUUGGUUCCCUAAUUAUAAAUCAGGUUCAGUUUUAGUUUUGGAAAAUGAAAACAGUGAUUUUGAAGAUAUAAUAAAAGAAAAAGAACCUAUUGACCACAACGUGGGUGUUAAAAUAAAUAAUUUAACAAAAAUAUUUGGAGCUAAUACAGCGGUCAAUAACUUGUCCUUGAACAUUUAUGACGAUCAAAUCACAGUAUUACUUGGGCACAAUGGCGCUGGAAAAUCCACUACGAUAUCUAUGUUGACAGGCAAUUUGGAGGUAACCCGUGGUUCUGUGACUGUUGCUGGAUAUGAUAUGACACACGAAAGUUCUUCAGCUCGUGCCCAUAUCGGCUUAUGUCCCCAACACAACGUAUUGUUUAACGAACUCACUGUCAAAGAACAUUUGGAAUUCUUUGCCAGGUUGAAAGGAUUCCACGGAGCGGAGCUCAAGGCUGAGAUUGAUUCUUUGAUCGAAAAAUUGGAACUGCAAGACAAGCGAGACUUUCCUUCUUAUGGUUUGUCUGGAGGUCAAAAACGGCGUUUAUGUGUUGGAAUAGCUUUGAGUGGAGCAGCACGUGUGGUACUACUUGAUGAACCAACAUCAGGAAUGGAUCCUUCUUCUCGACGAGCACUUUGGGAGCUUCUGCAGAAGGAGAAGAAAGGUCGUUCGAUGAUCUUGACCACGCAUUUCAUGGACGAGGCUGAUAUUCUCGGUGACCGAGUGGCCAUAAUGGCGCAAGGUCGCUUGCAGUGUGUGGGUUCACCUUAUUUCCUGAAACGUCAUUACGGCGUUGGAUAUACGCUUGUGGUUGUUAAGGACGAUGACUUUGAUUUCGAAGCAUGUACCGCACUUAUAAAUAAAUACAUUCCAGACACUAUUGUCAAGGAAGACCGCGGUACGGAAAUUACUUAUAACUUAAUCAACGAUUAUUCAUACACUUUUGAAGCCAUGCUUAACGAUUUGGAAAGGAAUAUGGAGACAAUUAAAUUCAAAAACUAUGGUUUAAUUGCUACCACUUUGGAGGAUGUGUUUAUGUCAGUUGGCUCAGACUUGGCACCUGUAACGAAUUCAGAAAAUGACGAUGCCGUGACAACUACGACGGAUUCGACCAUUGACGACAUUUUAAAAAAUGAACUUGAUUCGUCUUUAGAAGAACUGGAUAGAGACGAAAGCAGUCUGUCUGGUUUCCGAUUGCUAUGUCAGCAAGUACUAGCGGUGUGGAUGAAGAAGGGAUUGGUACUGAUUCGUUCACCUUGGUUAAUGAUCCUACAGUUCUGCGCUCCCAUCGUACUCAUCAAUGCCACGCUUGGAGUUAUGAGAUACGUCAUGGCCUUAACCCCAACUAUAAAAUCAAGAUUCUUAUCAUUGGCUGAAGGGUUCACAAACACAGAAACUCUGUUAAGUUACAACGGUACUGUCGCGUCAUCUGUCGGCGCUCUCGCGGCAACAGCUUAUGAGAUACUGUUCGCAGCCUCUGACGUGGCGAACAUGGGCUUGACUCGCAUUGGUAGAGAACCUGUUGAACAGUAUUAUCUAAAUAGGACGAUGGAUCCAGUGAUGUUGGGGCAGUUGCGUCACCAGAUAUUGAUUGGUUCCACAUUCGACGACAACAAUGCGACAGCUUGGUUCAGUAACUUCGGUUACCACGAUGUCGCUAUAUCUCUAGCUACACUGCACUCGGCUAUUCUUAGAGCAUUCAACUCCAGCGCCCAGCUGAACGUUUACAACCAUCCAUUAGAGGCUACUUAUAAAGAUCAGUCGGACAUGCAGAUGAUGAUUACCAUGCUCUCUAUGCAGUUGUCUUCUGGUAUCGGCAGCAGCGUCAGUAUCGUUAGUGCUGUAUUCAUCAUGUUCUUUAUUAAGGAGCGUACAUCUGGCGCGAAGCUGUUACAGAAGGCCGCUGGGGUUCGACCAGAAGUGCUAUGGGGUAGUGCUGCUGUCUUCAACUGGUCGUGGUUCCUAAUUACUUGUGUUUCCAUAGUAGUCACGUGCGCCGCCUUCCAAGUUGUUGGGUUAUCCACUGCUCAAGAAUUAGGUCGAAUGUACUUGUGUGUAAUGCUAUAUGGUGCUGCAAUGUUACCGCUAGUAUACAUCAUGUCGUUUGCGUUCAACGGUCCUGCUGUCGGCUUCGUGGGAUACUAUUUUAUGAACGUAAUUUUUGGAAUGAUGGCUGCACAAGUGGUGGAGGCGCUGUCCUCUCCUCAGCUGAACACAGCCGAGGCCGCCAACAUACUCGACUACAUAUUGCAGUUCUUCCCACUCUACAGCUUAAUUACUGCUGUCAGAUUUCUAAACCAAGCUGGCCUGCGUGAAUACACUUGUCUUCAAAUGUGCGAAUACUAUCAAGCUGUGAACCCGAACCUUCAGUGCACUAUGGAGAACUUAUGUCAACGCAACGAAGAAUGCUGUGUCGAACCGAAUGCGCACUUCAACUGGAAUCAGCCAGGUAUAUCGCGGUACUUGACAUGUAUGGUUGCAUCCUGCAUUGCGUUCUGGACAAUUCUCAUGAUAAUCGAGUACAGAGUUUUCCAGAAGCUGUGUACAGUUAAGAAGAGUCCGCCGCCACUAGACGAGAGUACACUGGACGAGGACGUGCAACGCGAGGCGCAGCGCGCGCGCAGCGUGCCGCCGGCGCAGCGCUCCACGCACGCGCUGAUCGCUAACGAUCUAUCCAAGUACUAUGGGAAACAUCUUGCCGUUAAUCAAAUCUCAUUCGGUGUUAAUGAUGGUGAAUGUUUCGGUCUAUUGGGUGUGAACGGUGCUGGUAAGACGACCACCUUUAAGAUGUUAAUGGGUGACGAGUCUAUCUCAAGCGGAGAGGCGUUCGUUAGUGGACACUCCGUAGAAAAAGAUCUUGGCAAAGUACAUCAAAAUAUCGGUUAUUGUCCCCAGUUCGAUGCAUUGUUUGGUGAACUAACGGGUCGUGAGACGUUGCACAUGUUUGCUAUGAUGAAAGGACUCCGUCUACGCAGCGCUGCACCAACAGCUGAAAUAUUUGCAAAUUCACUAGGUUUCCUCAAACAUCUGGACAAAAGGGUACAUCAAUAUUCUGGAGGAACCAAAAGAAAGUUAAACACGGCGAUAGCGUUCCUGGGGCGAACACGUCUCGUGUUUGUAGAUGAACCUACAACUGGAGUUGAUCCUGCUGCUAAACGUCAUGUAUGGCGAGCCACGCGUGGCGUACAACGUGCUGGUCGUGGCGUAGUGCUGACGUCACACAGCAUGGAGGAGUGCGAAGCUCUGUGUUCCCGGCUCACAAUCAUGGUCAACGGACGAUUCCAGUGUUUCGGCACGCCGCAACAUCUCAAGAACAAAUAUUCGGAAGGUUUCACGUUGAUUAUUAAAAUGAAAAUGGAAGAUAGAGACAAUGACACUGCAUCGAUAAACAGCUCACGUAGUACAGUGGACGCCAUCAAAGAAUACGUUGGUCAAAAUUUCCAGAAUCCGCGUAUUAUGGAGGAGUACCAGGGUCUCCUGACAUACUACCUACCAGACCGGAGUAUGGCGUGGUCGCGCAUGUUCGGUGUCAUGGAGCGCGCUAAAAGGGACUUAGAGAUCGAAGACUACAGCAUCUCACAAACCACAUUAGAACAAAUAUUCCUACAGUUUACUAAGUACCAGCGGCAGGCAGGCGAAUCACUAUAGCGAACUGUUGUUUUUUAGUUAAAGGUAAUUUACUAUAACAUCCCUCUCAUUAGGGAUCUUAUGAUUCGGGGAAAUGCUCUCUUGUAAUAUAGUAUAUGAAUGUAUAACUUCAUAUAUCAGAAUAAAUGCAGUGCAAUGUUAUUUCCUUCUCAAUCAAUCUUACGUCACAAAUGAGUCUCGCUCUAGUCGAUAUAAAUGUGGCCAAGUCAUUACUGACGUUUAAGAUUGCAUUACUUAAAGUUGAUCUACUAAUUUUAAGAAAACAAAAAACACAUUCGUUUCUGCUUGUACACGAGAACCAUUUUCCCAUAUCCUCAGUUUAAAUUUGGGCUGGAAACCCAAAUGCUUAGUUAGGUAAAUUAAUUAUAAUUAUGUUGACCGGUUUACUCUUGUAGCUGUUUAGCGAGGAACUCAUAGUACCUAUCUUUCGGAGAUUCUACAUUCGACGCGCUGCUUAUGAAUAUGACGCGUGGCUCGAAACUAGUCUUUCUCCUCAAAGAAUUACGUGAGUAAGCCGUAAAACAUAAUAAUCAAUUUAAUAUGUCUCACGAGAUUUUUAAUAAAGAAAUAUAGGAUAAUUAUUGAAUUGAGAUGUCAAAAUAGAUAUAUGUAUGAUAGUACCUAUAUGUAUAUGUCUUUUAUAACUAAAUAUAGGAUAUGGUCAAGUAAAAAAACCAUUUUCGUGUCAUGAUGUAUUUUAUACAAGUUUGUUUGUUUCUAUGUACAUAAAAUUGUCCAAGUCACAGUGUCAAGUAUUGUAUGUAUCUGAUUUACGAGUAAAUAAUGUAUAUACUAGUUGUAAUUUGAAUGACAUUCCAUGACCUUUUGUAAAGAAUAUUUCGUUCCGAAAAAUAGCGAAAGAGAAACUAUAUAAGGUUGUUAAGUCAUUUUGCUGUUGUACCCCACUAUUAAUAUCGCUUUUGUAGAUUUAAAAAUAUUAUUAGUAUUAAACAAAUUCUAAUGACAAGAAAAUGUCAAUGAAAGUAUUUUUACAACGUUAGUUAACGAUUUUGUAUAAACUGUUUCCUGUUUACGUUUGCAUGUAGAAAGCUAAUUGUUACGGUUGCUUCUUUCGUAGAAAUUGUGAGUUUAGGAUGAGGAUGAUUUUCUUCGUUCCAUUUUCAACACAAACUUUACUAUCACGUUGCCUAGGCUCCUAAGCAGUUUUAUUAAAAUCCGUCCAAUAAUUUCGGAGAUUAGCGUGUGCAAACAUACAAAUGAAAUUUUUUUUGCAACUUUUUCUCCAUUUCUGGCCCCUUAUCAACUUAUUUGGUUUUAAUUGAAAAGUAUUAAAUGUAUAUAUCCUUUAAUCUGUUAUUAUAUGUGUAUGAAAUAUUGUUUACAAAAUAUUAUGCUCAAGCGCUUACCAUGCGCCUAAAUUACUCUUUAAGCUGAUGUAAAUAAUAUGUGCCUAAUAUGGAAAUUGUUAUUUACUUAUAUUUAAACUUUUUUACUUUCUUACCAAAAAUCUGUAGUUAUUUAGUAUAAAGUGUUUGUGAUGUGUGUUAUUCGUAAAAACUUUUUUAAGUUCUAAAUUUAAUAUAUUUAUAACGCAUAACUGAUCAAACUGUUUGUCGGAUAAGAUAAAUAAUAAUACAAUAAAUAAAUAUGUACGGAUCAUACGAUGUCGUUAAUCAUUAAUAAUGCUUAAUCACCUAUUUUCUCUUAUUAUAAAGACCCGUUUUUCUA
Molecule: messenger RNA, 7043 nt
Organism: Spodoptera exigua (beet armyworm)
Lineage: Eukaryota; Metazoa; Arthropoda; Insecta; Lepidoptera; Noctuidae
Source: the annotation of a GenBank genome assembly